Messenger RNA from Physcomitrium patens, 1819 nucleotides. RefSeq names its product FAM10 family protein At4g22670. The record is from RefSeq and is a predicted model, not a curated record. Gene Ontology annotation, molecular function: protein dimerization activity; Hsp70 protein binding. NCBI's taxonomy places the organism in Eukaryota, Viridiplantae, Streptophyta, Bryopsida, Funariales, Funariaceae.
CAAUGUCGAGCAAACAAAGUACUCGUCGUCAGGCACGGUAAACAUCAACAUUUCGCGGGGCACGGAGUUAUUUACGAACUGAUCAGAGGGAGGGAGUUGAGUUUCCGAAUUGGAGUGAGCAAGCGAGGGACAGGUUAGCAUACAACCAUGGACGCGGCGAAGCUGAAGGAGCUUAAGGUGUUCGUGCAGCAGGUGGAGGCGUAUCCGGCGAUGCUGGCCACUCCGGCGCUUCGAUUCUUUCGGGACUUCCUGGAGAGGUUUGGAGCGACUCUGCCGUCAGUUGCGUAUGCGGAGGAAGCCAAAUCUGCCGGUGGUUGCGGAAAACCUGCUGGAGGCUGUUGUCCUCACCCCCAUGGUCCUGCAACGGACGAAGCAGAGAGCGAUGAUGACAUGGAGGAGAAAUCUAUGCCACCUAAGACAUAUGAAGAUGAAAAUGUCACUGAUGAUGAGUCGGAUAUUGACCUAGACACCGAGGGUGUUGUGGAACCUGACGACGAGCCUCCCCAGAAGAUGGGUGAUCAAGAUGUGGAGGUGACAGAGGAGAAGAUGGACGAGGCUCAGCUCUCGAAAGGCAAAGCAGUGGAAGCUAUGGCAGAAGGGAAGUUGGAAGAAGCUCUUGAGUAUUUUACCGAAGCUAUAAUCUGCAAUCCACAUUCAGCAAUCCUAUUCGCCAACCGAGCUGGUGUAUACGUUAAAAUGAAGAAGCCGAAUGCUGCAAUUAGAGACGCUGAUGCUGCUAUCAAGAUUAACCCAGACUCUGCAAAAGGUUACAAGUGCAGAGGUGAGGCCAAAGCAUUGUUAGGGCAAUGGGAAGAGUCGGCCAAGGAUUUACGAUUGGCAUGUCGACUUGACUAUGAUGAGGGGACUGCCCAGGUUCUUAAAAAGGUUGAGCCAAAUGCGCACAAAAUUGAAGAACACCGAAGGAAGUACGACCGUUUGCGGAAAGAGCGCAAUGAAAAAAGAGCGGCUCGGGAAAGGGAACAACGGCGUGCUGAGGCUCAGGCUGCAUAUGCCAGAGCAAAAAAAGCUGAAUCAACAGCACCUCCACGUGGCUCUGCAAGACCAGGAGGUAUGCCAGGAUUUCCAGGCGGCAUGCCUGCAGGAAUGGGCGGUAUGCCAGGCAUGGGAGGCAUGCCAGGAAUGGGCGGUAUGCCUGCAGGAAUGGGCGGUAUGCCAGGAAUGGGAGGUAUGCCUGCAGGAAUGGGCGGUAUGCCAGGAAUGGGAGGUAUGCCGGGAAUGGGAGGAGGGCCUGGGGGCAUCGACAUGAGCAAGAUUCUUAAUGACCCAGAACUUAUGGCUGCAUUUUCUGAUCCAGAAGUUAUGGCAGCUCUUCAAGAUGUGAUGAAGAAUCCUGCUAAUCUAGCCAAGCAUCAAGCGAAUCCGAAGGUCGCACCGUUAAUUGCCAAAAUGUUAGGUAAAUUUGGAGGUGGAGCUGCAAGGCAACCUUGAGGAUCUUCAUGCCUGAACACCGCUGUCUACUAGGCUAGUGAGAUGCAUUCACUGGCUGGCAGCUGCGCCUUUCCAUGCGGGUGUGGUAUUCAGUUUUGUUUCAAUGUUAAUGGUCUGACUGAUAUCUUGUGCAGUUGGGUUUACGCAAGGACCAUAGGUUUAGGUCGCUGAUACAGAAAAAAUUCAAAUUCUAUCAUCCUUGCAUAGUUCGACGAAUGUUCCGAAAAAAUCAUGGCCCAUUCUGUGGCAUCUUCUCUGGCAACUUUGUACACGUGACGUGAUGCUCCACUUUGUUACUGAAUCUGCACGUUUGAACAGUUGGUAGACCUGUCGAGCACUGGAACGGGAACGUUUACUUUAUUGAAACUGA